AUGGUUUUAUACACUUCCCCAUUUCCCAACAGCUUUCUGUCAGUUCUGCAUUCUUUUUCCUGGGGCCUGAUUUUCCCAUGUUAUUGGUUAGCAGAUAGGCUUGUGGCCUCUUUUGUUCCAACCACCUAUGAAAAACGUCAAAGAGCAGACGAUCCAUGCUAUUUUCAUGCACUCUGCAUCAUUAUUACCACUCCGAUCUACCUGGCGCUGUUGGUAGCCUCUCUUCCUUUUGCUCUGAUUGGCUUCUUGUUAUGGUCCCCGCUCCAGUCAGCCAGAAGGCCAUACAUCUACUCCAGACUAGAAGACAAGAACCGUGCCAAUGGAGCCACACUGCUCACUGAAUGGAAGGCUGCAGGGAACGGGAAAAGCUUCUGCUUUGGCAGUGCCAAUGUCUGCCUGCUGCCAGAUUCUCUGGCAAGAUUUAAUAAUGUUUUCAAUACACAGGCUAGGGCUAAAGAGAUUGGCCGGAGGAUCCGAAAUGGGGCAAGCAGACCACAGAUCAAAAUAUAUAUAGAUUCUCCUACCAACACAUCCAUCAGUGCGGCAAGUUUUAGCAGCUUGGUCUCCCCCCAGGGUGGAGAUAGCACUAAUCGUACUGUUAAUGCUGGCAUCAAAAGGACAACAUCAAUGGAGUAUAAAGGAGACAAUUCUGGCUCAAACAACAGUGAGGACAGUAGAGAAGAUAAAGGUGGAGCUGGAGAGCCAAAUGAGGGAGAAGAAAACACUUGCAUUGUCCGCAUAAAUGGAGAGGAUAAUGGCCACAUGUCAGACACAGAAACAGACACCCUCAAUGGCCAGGCUCAUGCCAGUGGCCCAGCAGAGCCCUCACUGGAAGGUGACGCGGAGGUCUCAAAAACACCUAACCACAAACAGAAGGAAGGAGAUUCUGGGAGUUUAGACAGCUACUCUGCAUCACGGGAGUCCUUAGUUAAAGUUCGCGUUGGAGAUGGUACAGUGGACCAAAGCACUGUCAACAACAAGCUCCUCUACAAAGCUUCAAUCAUGAAGAAGACUUCAGUGCGGAAAAAGAAAAAUACAGAUGAGACCUUUGAUCAUGAGAUCUCUGCUUUCUUCCCUGCCAACUUGGACUUUCUGUGUUUGCAGGAAGUGUUUGACAAAAGAGCUGCGGAGAAAUUGAAAGAGCAGCUUCAUCACUAUUUUGAAUACAUUGUCUAUGAUGUUGGGAUCUACAGUUGCCAUAGCUGCUGUAGCUUUAAGUUUGUGAACAGUGGUCUGCUUUUUGCCAGCCGCUAUCCUGUUAUGGAUGCUGCCUAUCACUGUUACCCCAAUGGAAGAGGAACGGACUCCUUGGCUUCCAAGGGAGCCUUGUUUCUCAAGGUGCAAGUGGGAAGUACACCUCAGGACCAAAGAAUUGUGGGAUACAUUUCCUGCACUCACUUGCAAGCUAUUGCAGGAGAUACUACUGUUCGAUGUGAGCAACUGGAUAUGCUUCAAGAUUGGCUGUCUGAAUUCAGAAAAUCUACCUCCUCCUCCAGUACAGCCAAUCCAGAGGAGCUGGUGGCUUUUGAUGUCAUCUGUGGAGAUCUCAACUUUGAUAACUGCUCCUCUGAGGACAAGCUGGAGCAACAGCAUUCUCUGUUUACACACUACAAAGACCCAUGUCGAAUUGGUCCUGGGGAGGAUAAACCAUGGGCAAUCGGUACCUUGUUGGAUCCUGAAGGAUUAUAUGAUGAAGAAGUGUGCACUCCAGAUAACCUACAGAAGGUGCUGGAAAGCGAAGAAGGAAGGAAAGGAUACUUAGUCUAUCCCACCAGCAAGAACCACAGUUCCAGCCAAAAGGGGAGGAAGGCAUCACUGAAAGGAAAUGGGAGGAGGAUUGACUAUAUGCUCUACACAGAAGAAGGUCUCUACCUGGAAUGGAAAGUGGAAGUGGAAGAGUUCAGCUUUAUUACCCAGUUAGCAGGCUUGACAGACCACCUACCAGUAGCAAUGCGUCUCAUGGUGUCUACAGGAGAAGAUGACCCUUAAAACUGACCAGCUUUGAGAGAUUAGAAGAGGGAAACGUUAACGAUACUAAGAAAAUAUCAGAGGAUAAGAAUGAACUAUUCUGGUGCCACGUUAGGAAAGAUGAGCAGACCUGACCCGGGCUACUCCCAGAAUGUACCAACAAUGGCGGAUAUAAAAAGGGAAGAAAUGGAAGGGGUUGUGGCCAAAAGCCACUGUCACAAGUUGCUCAGGCAACAGGGCAGGCCUGUACUACAAUGCUUUCACUGUGGACCGAACGGAACCAAGAUGGAAGUCCUAAUUCCUUCUGAACCAGUGCCAUUCUUACUAAAACAUGUUUUUAUACUAAUAUAUAGCACAAUUUAGUUUGUAAUUAGUCUGUGAGUUAGUGCUGCUCAAUGGUUUUUUGCAUCAUUUCUUUGUAUAACUAAGAAGCUAAAGCUUUUUUUCUUUUUUUAGCCUGUUAAAGUUGUAGUAGCGUGCUUGCAUCAGUAGCAUGCGCCCGCACUGCAUGCCACUCUGAGAUAAAAUAGUCAGUAAGAUACCAUGGGGAAUAUCAGAAUGGAAGUGAGUUCAAAAAUCAGAUACCAGCCAAAGCAAGGCGUUCUGGGACUGGCAAACCCUUCUGUCAGUACAGACAGACCUUACAACAAACAAAAACUCCAUUCAAUUUGCAGACCAAUAACUUCCUGUCUGAUUUAAGGAUGCUUAAAAGAUUUGGAAUUAAGAC
Molecule: messenger RNA, 2695 nt
Organism: Cariama cristata (Red-legged seriema)
Lineage: Eukaryota; Metazoa; Chordata; Aves; Cariamiformes; Cariamidae
Gene: SMPD3
Product: sphingomyelin phosphodiesterase 3, neutral membrane (neutral sphingomyelinase II)
Exons: 7
Coding region: 1-1989 (662 amino acids)
Biological process (GO): sphingomyelin metabolic process
Cellular component (GO): cytoplasm; extracellular region
Molecular function (GO): sphingomyelin phosphodiesterase activity
Source: RefSeq, a predicted model, not a curated record